GUACUUCGUACUUAACAGAUAUAGUAUGGUGGUCUGGCACUAUUGCAAUGGCUCUGGGUCAAAUAGGGAAUUUCUUGGCCUACACUGCAGUCCCAACUGUGCUAGUGACGCCCCUGGGAGCUCUUGGCGUUCCAUUUGGGUCCAUUUUAGCUUCUUACUUACUGAAAGAAAAACUGAACAUUCUUGGCAAGCUGGGAUGUUUGCUGAGCUGCGCUGGGUCUGUUGUUCUCAUCAUCCAUUCCCCAAAGUCCGAGAGUGUAACAACUCAGGCUGAGCUGGAAGAGAAGCUUACAAAUCCAGUUUUCGUGGGUUAUCUCUGCAUAGUGCUGCUAAUGCUUCUCCUGCUUAUCUUCUGGAUAGCUCCAGCUCAUGGACCUACUAAUAUCAUGGUUUAUAUCAGUAUUUGCUCUCUGUUGGGCAGUUUCACUGUUCCCAGCACGAAAGGUAUUGGGCUGGCUGCUCAAGAUAUCUUUCACAAUAACCCCUCGAGUCAAAGGGCUCUGUACCUCUGUCUGGUACUUCUGGCAGUAUUAGGAUGUAGCAUUAUCAUUCAGUUCAGAUACAUCAAUAAGGCACUGGAAUGUUUCGACUCCUCUGUGUUUGGUGCCAUCUACUAUGUUGUGUUUACCACCUUAGUCCUGCUGGCUUCAGCCAUCCUUUUCAGAGAAUGGAGUAAUGUAGGAGUGGUAGAUUUCUUGGGAAUGGCUUGUGGAUUCACCACCGUAUCUAUUGGAAUUGUUCUUAUACAAGUCUUCAAGGAAUUCAACUUCACUAUCGGGGAUUUAAAUAAACCUAACAUGAAGACAGAUUAA
Messenger RNA from Antrostomus carolinensis (chuck-will's-widow), 812 nucleotides. It is a transcript of the gene NIPA1, whose product is annotated as NIPA magnesium transporter 1. The record is from RefSeq and is a predicted model, not a curated record. NCBI's taxonomy places the organism in Eukaryota, Metazoa, Chordata, Aves, Caprimulgiformes, Caprimulgidae. The annotation marks the transcript as partial. Gene Ontology annotation, cellular component: membrane. The transcript is spliced from 4 exons. Gene Ontology annotation, molecular function: magnesium ion transmembrane transporter activity. Gene Ontology annotation, biological process: magnesium ion transport.